UUGGCGACCGACAUCGACCGGUUUGGCUAGUUUUUUUUCAUUUGCCUAUAGGUUUACCUGUUGUCAUCAUUAUUGUUGUUUGUUUGUUUGUUUGUCUGUCUGAUUGUUCGUGUUUUGUUUGUUAAUUUACUCACAAUUCAGUUGUUCGUAAAACGAAAAACAGAAUUAAUAAUUUUGUUUAAAAAAAUCAUAAAUAUUCAAAUAAAGUUUAUUUCUCAUUUUGAAAAAAUUGUCAUAUUGAAUAUAUCUUUGUCCUGUGAUAAUGUGCGAAACAAACCGCGUACAACAGAUAUUGACAUUUAAACAUUGUGCCAAUAAUAAUCGGAUUUUUUGUUUUGAUAUACCGGAUCGAUGUCCAUUAUGUGAAAAAGAAAUCCUUAAACGAGAUGUUGAUAAUACAGAUGAAAUUGAAUUCAAUGAUGAUGAUCAUUCGAUUAAAGAAAUUAAAUCAUUACCAAAUCCAUUGAAAGCCGCUAACAAAUCAAAAUGUGCUUUGGCUAUUCGCCCAACUAAAGGAGAUUUUCUAAGCGAUUAUAAGAAUACAUCUGAUCUACACAUUUGUCUGACGAUGUCGGAUGGAAAAAUUGUCGAGUUUGAUGAUAAAGGUGCAAGAGUCAGCGAAGAUGGAAACGAAUGGCAAUCAUGUCUCAUCAUAAAUAUGUUCGAUUACCUUCCGGCUAAAAUAAACAACCAUUGGGAUAUUAAACUACGAGAAUUCAUAGCGAAUAAACGAUGGGCGAAAUCUGAAUAUCAUUCCGUCGAUAAUAAUUGUUUCGAUUUUGUUUUAGAAUUCUUACGAUCAUUGAAUAUGAAACAAUUUGAAACAUCCAUUGAAAGUAAAACGAAAUUCUGUGAAACAUUUAUAGUUCCAAGGACCAAACUAUUGGCCCGUUAUAUUUCAUUAUUUAGAAAGAUAAGAUCCGAUGGUUUUGUCAUACUUGGAAUGAAUAAAUAAAUAUUGAUUUGGUUUUAAUAAAUUUUUUUGACAAAUUGUUACAUUGUAAGCUCGAUUUCGACCGUCGUUAAUCGCGAAACCACCGUAUUUACUUGAAA
Dermatophagoides pteronyssinus (European house dust mite) is the source of this 1053-nucleotide messenger RNA. RefSeq names its product MKRN2 opposite strand protein-like. The record is from RefSeq and is a predicted model, not a curated record. Lineage: Eukaryota; Metazoa; Arthropoda; Arachnida; Sarcoptiformes; Pyroglyphidae.